Molecule: messenger RNA, 1617 nt
Organism: Pteronotus mesoamericanus
Lineage: Eukaryota; Metazoa; Chordata; Mammalia; Chiroptera; Mormoopidae
Gene: BNIP3
Product: BCL2 interacting protein 3
Exons: 6
Coding region: 191-775 (194 amino acids)
Biological process (GO): positive regulation of apoptotic process; mitochondrial outer membrane permeabilization
Cellular component (GO): mitochondrial outer membrane; nucleus; mitochondrial envelope
Source: RefSeq, a predicted model, not a curated record
GCCGUGCGUCCGCCAGCGCGCGUCAGUCAGUCGGGGCCGUGGGCUGACGUUGCCGGACUCGCUCGGCCCCGCGCUUGUGCCUCUGCUCCCGUCCGUCCUCUUCCAAGCGCCCGACACUUAGGCAGCCCCGGCCCGGACGCCGGCUCCGAGCCCGGCCCGCCGGCCCGCCACCGCGCCCUCCCUCGGCGCCAUGUCGCAGAGCGGGACCCCCGCACUGCAGGACGAGAGCCUGCACGGCUCCUGGGUAGAGCUGCACUUCAGCAGCAACGGGAAUGGCAGCACCGUGCCCGCCUCGGUCUCCCUCUGUAAUGGAGACAUGGAGAAGAUCCUGCUGGAUGCUCAGCAUGAGUCCGGACGGAGCAGCUCCAAGAGCUCUCACUGCGACAGCCCGCCUCGCUCUCAGACCCCUCAAGACACGAACCGAGCGUUUGAGACGGACAGCCACAGCACCGGCGAGAAGAACAGCUCUCAGUCUGAGGAAGACGACAUCGAGAGAAGGCGCGAAGUCGAGAGCAUCCUGAAGAAAAACUCAGACUGGAUAUGGGACUGGUCGAGUCGGCCGGAAAACAUCCCCCCCAAGGAGUUCCUGUUCCGACACCCGAAGCGCACGGCCACGCUCAGCAUGAGGAACACGAGCGUCAUGAAGAAGGGGGGCGUCUUCUCGGCCGAGUUCCUCAAAGUCUUCCUGCCAUCUCUGCUGCUGUCGCACCUGCUGGCCAUCGGGCUGGGGAUCUACAUCGGGCGGCGUCUGACCACCUCCACCAGCACCUUCUGACGAGGCCUGGAGCCGGCGGCUCUUCGCAGGGGAGCGGGGUUCACACAGGAGCUUGCGGCCUGGCCCUUGGCGGCCAGCCGCUCUGUCGAGUUGCUCUGUAAAUGCUACGCUCCUGACUUAGUGAGAUGAGCGAUAGCCACUACGGCCGCGCGAACCUGGACCCAGCCGUGCCCGCGGGGUCUGCCAGCGAGCAUGUCACGCUAACCCUACUGGAAUAACGUGGUGGCAGGUUUUCUUUGAUGUUAUAAAUACCUGAGCAUAAAUAAUUUUACCAUGCUAGUCAGGACGUAUGUAGUGUUUUAAGAAAAAUGAUCUGUAACCUUAAUUCAGUUAAAAUUCUCCCUAUUUUGAAAGAGUGAAUACUGUUGCUAGAAUGACUCCAUAAAGGACUUACACCAAGUGAACAGGUGGCCUCACGCCCACACCGCGGCGGGAGGCCUGGACGCGGCUGGGCGGCGGCUGUUGGUGGCCACACCCUUCCCUGGCUCCGUGCCGGGUGCCUGGGCUGAGGCUGGCCUUCUGUGUGUGUUGCGUGCUCUGAGAGUUGGCUUCCUCCUAAGCACACGUGUCUACAAGACUGGAAAUAGGAAGACAUAAAUCUUCGCCAAAUCCUUCAGAUGACUGUAUUUCCAUGUGAUUCUAUGGUUGAAACAGCAUAAAAGCUUUUUGAUUUAAGCUGGGCCUAUUCUCCGUGACCCGAGUUCUUCCUUCUCCCCACAGUGUGGCUCUUCAGAAGCUGCCCUUCUGGCGGGCUGUUUACAUGCUGUUGUGUAUUUGUUCCACUUUUCCACACUAAAUGCAGUCGUGUUAAAAUAAACGUUUCCGUUUUUAAAAAUGAAAAA